AUGAAGGGCCUGAAGUGGAACUUGGAGAUUUAUCCCUCAAUUAGAAGGAAGAUUGAGGACAUGAAGAAAAUACAGAGGUUUUGGAGAGUAACUCCAAGUGGUUUUCAUCAAUAUGAGAGUAAGUGGUUGAAUGAGGUUUAUGCAAUUGACUUACAUAAAAGAACCUGUGGAUGCAGAUCAUGGCACCUGACUGGUAUACCAUGUGUCCAUGUUAUUUAUGCAAUCUUGUGCUUGAAUGGGAAUAUAGAGGAGUAUGUAGCAAUUUGGUACACAACACAAAUGUUUGGAAGCUGCUACAGGUAUAAUGUUAAGCUAAUAAAUGGAUAUGAAAUGUGGCCAUUAAAUGAUAUGAAUACCAUUUUACCACCAAAGUGUAGAAGAAUGCCUGGCAGACCAAAGAUGAACAGGAUUAAAUGCAUUUCAGAAAGAAGUGACAGACACACUGUUAGCAAAGUUUGGACCACUUCUAAAUGCAGUUUAUGUUUCCAACUAGGUCAUAACAAGAGGAAAUGUUCUCUCAAUCAGGUUAAUGCAGUAGAUGAUUCAGAUAUCUUUGAUUACCAUGAGCUAUUUAAGGGUAAGGGACUGGGUCAAGGACAGGGACAGGGACAAGGCCAUGGGGCUGCUGAGGAUGUUGGAUUUGAUUUAGAGGAUGAGGUUGGAGGUGAUUCAGAGGAAGAAGUUGGAGGUGAUUCAGAGGUGGAUGAUGAACAAGUGGUGAAUCCUGGAAAUUAGCAUGUGGUUGCUCCAACUUUGAAAAGGAUAAAGUGUGGUCCUUAUCAUAGGAACACAAAACUUAGGUUGAGGAGGAAAGUGGUGACCAAGGAUGAUACAGGGGGAAGUCUUGAAAAUCCUCUCACACUCUAGGAGCAGUGUUAGGGAUAACUUUUGUGAAGGGCAUCUUUUGGUACCUUUUGUGAAGGACGGCUAUUGUUAGGGAAUCUUUUGUUGGGCACAUCUUUUGAUAACUAUUUUUUAUUUAAGCCAA
Molecule: messenger RNA, 988 nt
Organism: Lactuca saligna
Lineage: Eukaryota; Viridiplantae; Streptophyta; Magnoliopsida; Asterales; Asteraceae
Source: the annotation of a GenBank genome assembly